AUGGCGUUCCACACAAGUGUGGUAUUCGAUGCUUGUAAUUAUAAUACCUCAAAACGUCCGCCGUACAGACCGUCUGGAUGGCGGACGAUCUGGUAUUCUGGACUGGUUAGCACGCGGAUAGAGCCGUCUGAACGGCGUCGUGUUUGGGGGGUCUGUGAUACUUAUACACCCUCUAUUACAGAAUCUCUGUUGCAAGGAGGAGACGAGUUAGCGAAUCAUCUUAGUCGAAACAAUCCGUUUCACGACUACAAAGAAACAGAAGAAGAGGUACUCAUUACCGUGUUGAAGAAGCUGAAAGGAGUAUUUGACUCGACUCCUGCAAACACACGGCAUGAACGUGCUACCACGACAUUAGUGGAGAUCCGAGGCAUGCAAGACAAAAAUACGCGGCUACUAAGAGUCCUGCACCACGAAAAACUGUGCAUGUUACUGGCGUCACGUUUACUAUACCUCGGUACCCACUUUCGUCGUCGUCCCAAAUUUUCCGUGACGUGGCUGGCGAAAGGACUGGAUGUUUGCAUGGGCAUAUAUUUGAUGUGGAUAGAGCAACGUACGAUCACGUUGAGAAUGCUCGGGUCUCGCUCGGCGUUUCCAAGCUAUAAACAAGUGUCUGCCUUGAUUGAUAAGGCAGACGACGGCAACACAGACGCCCAGGCAGAGAUCGCCAAGCUGCGUAAGAUCAUGGAGGAGUCAGACUACGGGGAUGACGAUAGCGAACUUACCUUGUGGGCUGAAGUCCUCGACAGUGUCGACAAACACGCUCUCGACGCAUUCGACACAAUUAGGGACAGCAUCGGUCAGAUGACCCCCACCUACGUCAUGCGUUUGAGUUCGUAUCGCCAGGGAAUCAUCAAUUCUAUGCGAAAUAAGUGGUCCAUUAACGCAAACAAAGAUUACAGCAAGAACGAGAACGAAAUCCUACAACACCUCGACCGAGUCGUUGCUCGUGUUGCUCUCUUCCUGACGCCAAAGGAAGGCGAAACACACGCUCCUGAACCUCUCCUAGGAGGGUUUAUGAUGGACUACGCUUGGUCCACAUUUAACAAACUUAAGCUAGGGUUGGCUGAGAUAUGUCGUUGGUUUGAGGUAUUCCUCGACUAUUGGAGGAUAUUGCAUCCCAAGGGUCACGCCAUGGACGAUUGGUCGGUCGUGAUGCUGUCCAAUAUUGCGAAGGAUCCACGGUUCCCGUCUCAGAAUGACGUCGCUGGCAGAGAUAUUGUCGAUAACAUUUGGGCACACAGAGGAACGUUGGUGCUCCGGCUCAACAACCUCAUGAUGAAAGAGAAGAAAGCACUCACACCUCGACCUAAGGAUAAGAAGACGUUAGACGCUGCAUUUGAGAAACUCCCUGAGAACGAGCGCAUCGCUAGCGAGGCCCUUACGAAGAUAUUGCUAUCGCACCGGUCGAAGACUGGACCCAGGAGCCGUGAUUUUGCCCUUGAGCCUAAAUCCAUCGCUGGAAUGAUGGCUUUACACACUACGACCUGGGACUGGCUAAGCCCGACGAUCAAGAACACUCAAAGGGAUAUCGACCCUUGCAUGAAGGCGAUUGCCGUUGAGCGGACCUACCUAGUUCAAUAUCGAGCAAAACUCUUGAAAGAUAAGUACGUCGGCGCGCUUCGCAGGUUAUUCGAAUUAUCACUCGAACCUCGCAUGAAGAAACUUCAAACGCUCGACCCAGCAACCGGUAAGCUACGGUCUGGGAAGGUAUGGGUAUGGUGGGACAAUUUAAACCUCACCUCGGCUCAAGGCGAUCCGUCUGUCGUCUUAAAGGCCCUCGAGGACAAGACCAUCACAAGUCAUAAGCAAACCCAGGCUCGCCUCACACUCGAGCAAGCUGAUCGCGAGGAGAUCAACAAACUUAUCGGUUACUUUUGUAAUCUUCCAUGUGUUCGUGCAACGCGUGGAACAACCUCGCUCGUCUCAGCUGACGUCAUGGGGCCAUUUCGACAAGUCAUCCAGGGUAUUGAAAUUAAUACUGCCAGAAAGCGUUAUCGUACGCUCGAAGCAGACCCAGAAGCUGUGUUCGACCUCGCUGAAAGACCCUACAGUCUUGGUCUUGGCCUACCUGAUAGCUAUGCUGAUCCUCACACCAUAGGUUAUGGUUCUGAAUACAGCGACGAGGAUGACGCAGACAAGGACGAAAACCCUCAGGUUGCUAAGUCUGUCACUCAGAAAGGUAAAGGCAAAGGUAAAGGUAAAGACAAAGGCAAAGGCAAAGGCAAACAACGUGCCGUUCAAGUCGUCGUCGAAUCCGAGCCUUCAGCUCGCUCGACACCAUCGGUCACAUUCACUGGUCCAACCGUCAUCGAGGUCAUCGAUUCCAAUGUUCCUACGCCAGCUGAAAUGCCUGCUGCCUCCUCACCGUCUGUCUCUGCACAUACGCCAACAGUUGAGGCUCCUCUUCCUCCUGCCAGUACUAUGCCCGUCUCUACGCCUGUCGUUGCACCAUCAGUACCCUUGCGUCAAACCACUGCAACGGUCGUCCCAAAACCUCGCCCUGUUCCUCGCAAACAUGUCGAAAUUCCCGUGCAAUCGGUCGAUGAACAUAACGUCGAGGUGUCUCCGGGCGUUACGACUCCCACAACCUCUCGUCCUGCGCCUGUACCUGGAAACGUAUGCCCUCUUCCAUCGACCGACCCAGAUACAAAUACAACACCUCGACCAACAAACUCUGCACUCGUAGAGACUUGUGAACAAGAGGAUCCAGAUGGUGACAAGGAGAUGACAGACGCGGUGGACACCGUUCUAUCGGCGUCUGAUACGCUUGGUAAUUUACUUCAAAGUACACUCCCGUCAAUCACUCCGUCCCCGCAGGACAUCAUAGAUGGCUUCAGCGCCGAUGACAUCGGUUGGUUCAACCCCGACGACAACGACAACGAAGAAGACGACGACGACGACGAACCUAUAGAACAAUACGAACCAGAGUACGAACCGGACGACAUUCAAAGCGAGGAUCAUAGCGAGCCAGAUGAUCCCGAUGAUGCUUCGUAUAUGCCCACACAACCUUUGACUCAACAACUCCCACCUCGUCGCACUGAACGACGCGUCGCUUCGUCUUCAGCCAAGCGUUCCCGUGCUGCCACAGGUGCUUCGUCCUCAUCCUCGACCCAAGGCCGUGGCAGUAAACAGAAGAAGAAAUCCAAGGUGGCCGUCCAAGGAUCUUCUGAGGAUGAGGCUGACAAUACAAUUGUUCCAAUGUAA
Messenger RNA from Suillus bovinus, 3204 nucleotides. RefSeq lists its product as uncharacterized. The transcript has 11 exons. The record is from RefSeq and is a predicted model, not a curated record. Lineage: Eukaryota; Fungi; Basidiomycota; Agaricomycetes; Boletales; Suillaceae. Bases 1 to 3204 code for a protein of 1067 amino acids.